Molecule: messenger RNA, 515 nt
Organism: Pangasianodon hypophthalmus (striped catfish)
Lineage: Eukaryota; Metazoa; Chordata; Actinopteri; Siluriformes; Pangasiidae
Product: C-type lectin domain family 10 member A-like
Exons: 2
Coding region: 1-429 (142 amino acids)
Source: RefSeq, a predicted model, not a curated record
AUGAAGAAUUAUCUGCUUCUACUCAUGGUUUACACAGGAGUUAUCCCUCUCAUCCUGUCUGUCCCUCGUAAGUACUAUCUGAUCCAGCAGGGGAAAACAUGGAGUGAUGCUCAGGCUUACUGCAGAGCCACACACACUGACCUGGCUAUCAUCGAAAGUAAUGAGGACAUGGUCCAACUUCAGAAUGAAGCACAGAGACAACUAUUCAGUUCCAGUGCUUGGAUUGGACUGUACAAUGGCAUCAACGUCUGGCGCUGGUCCUUAGGAAAUGAGCCACUGGGAAGUAUAACACUGUGGAAACCAGGACAGCCUGACAACAGGGGCGGAGAUCAGCGGUGUGGUGCGAUAGAUCCGAGCGGUUGGUAUGAUAGAACAUGUACCGACGCAUUCCCCUUUGUGUGCUUUGAUGGUAAGGAACAGCAUGUUUAACAUUUUGUCAGUGGAGAAGGUUGUCAUUAAAACAUUGUAGACUGUGUGCUCUCAGUGUUCUCAUUAAACUUUAAUUGUGCUCUAAA